AUGGGAGGUGAAUCUCACAACAGCUCUGGGUUGCCUCCCUUCACCUUGACAGGCCUCCCCGGGCAGGAGACCUCCCAGCACUGGCUGUUCCUGCUCCUCGGUGCCCUCUACACUGUCUCCAUUGUGGGCAAUGCCUUCAUCCUUUUCAUCAUCAAGGAGGAGCAGAGUUUGCACCAGCCUAUGUACUACUUCCUGUCUGUGCUGUCAGUGAAUGACCUGGGUGUGUCUUUCUCCACGCUGCCCACGGUACUGGCUGUGUUUUGCUUUCACAUAAGACAAAUCGGUUUCAAUUCUUGCAUGUCCCAAAUGUUCUUCAUCCAUCUUUUUUCCUUCAUGGAGUCUGGGAUUCUGCUGGCCAUGAGCUUUGAUCGCUAUGUGGCCAUCUGUAACCCCCUGCGCUAUGCCGCGGUGCUCACUGAUGCUCGCGUGGUGUGGAUGGGCGUGUCUGUUUUCCUCCGCAGUUUCUGCAUGGUUUUCCCACUACCUCUCCUCCUGAAGAGGUUACCUUUCUGCAAAGCUAAUGUGCUGUCCCACGCCUACUGCCUCCAUCCAGAUCUGAUUCGCCUGCCCUGUGGUGACAUUGCCAUUAAUAAUAUCUUUGGUCUAUUCAUCGUCAUCUCUACCUUCGGCCUGGAUUCCGCACUCAUUCUCCUCUCUUAUGCGCUCAUACUUCGUUCUGUACUUUCUAUUGCCUCCGGGGAGGAACGGCUGAAAACCCUGAACACGUGUGUGUCACACCUGUGUGCUGUGCUCAUCUUCUAUGUGCCCAUGGUAGGGGUGUCCAUGGCUGCUCGCUAUGGGAGGGAUGCUCCACAGUAUGUGCACACACUCCUGUCAGUAGUUUAUCUGUUUGUGCCUCCAAUGCUCAACCCUGUCAUCUAUUCCAUCAAAACCAAGGAGAUUCGCCGCAGACUUUGCAAAAUCCUUCUAGGGACCAAGUUUUGA
Messenger RNA from Nannospalax galili (Upper Galilee mountains blind mole rat), 945 nucleotides. Its product is annotated as olfactory receptor 51I1-like. NCBI's taxonomy places the organism in Eukaryota, Metazoa, Chordata, Mammalia, Rodentia, Spalacidae. Gene Ontology annotation, cellular component: membrane. The record is from RefSeq and is a predicted model, not a curated record. Gene Ontology annotation, molecular function: olfactory receptor activity; G protein-coupled receptor activity. The coding region runs from base 1 to 945 and encodes 314 amino acids. The transcript has a single exon. Gene Ontology annotation, biological process: G protein-coupled receptor signaling pathway.